CAUUGUUCAGCAGUCCAUGCACGCAGUUUAACAACAAGGAUUUAAUGGAUAAAGUGAGUGGAGUAGAGAAUAUGGUUCUGUUUGUUGGCUCAUCAUCUAUUGAUCAGUGCAGGAUAAAGGUCGAGGAACUGUUCCACUAUGAUCUCUGCAUAGAAAGAUACCGCCAGUUCACAGAUGAGUUGGUGUGUAUUAAGAAUACCAACCCACCUCAUCCACAACUAAGCUAUUAUGCGUUCUCUACAUACUGGUAUCUCAUUCAAGUCUUAAAUCUACCUUCUCAGCACUCUUUACAAAGAUAUGAUGACGCGUCUAGAGAUCUUUGCACCAAGUCAAGGAAUGAGUCUAUUGAAGAUGGUGUUGAAGACAAGAUUGUGGAUUCAGUUUGCUUCAAAUCUAUCUUUAUGAAGGCCUUGCUAACUCAAGGAUACAAGAUAGAUGCAGAGAAUUACUCCAAGAUUAGGGUUGGGGACCCAGCUUUGCCGGAAAACUAAACUUUUUCUAUUAAAGUCAACCCAUUCAACUAAAUUAUCCAGUCACCCAGACUAUGUGAACACUGGCAGGAAUAGCAUUUAGAAGACGACAGUUAUCACUUUAUGGAAUGUAUGUGCUAUGCUGAUUGGACUUCUGUCGUGUGCACUUCUGAAUAUUUGAACUCCCUAAUCAUUUAACUAUACGGAGCUGUAUUCAAGUGUUUUAUUUCAAUUGAACCUUAUUUUAAAAGAGUGCUCAUUGGAACGAUUUCUUCAGCAAAUAAGUAAAAAGCUCAAAAGAACAAAAAAAUUAUUCUUAAAAACCAAAAAAUGUUUUGAUUUGAACUACAGAAAUUAACGUAAUGCUUAUGACGAAAAUGAACAAUUUGUUUUAAUAUUCAAUAGUUCAUAAGGUCAGUAGUUCUAAUUACAUCUUAAAGUGGUGGUUAAAUUGUUUAUUUUUGAUAUCUUAAGCCUGGUGUUUGUAAAGUCUGGGUUACGUGAACUUGAUUAAAGGGUAUUUUAAGUGACUCUAGUCUAUGCAAAGAUUAUAAUUCCCGAUUUACAACGGUAAUUUCAAAACCUUUGAUGGAAUUAGAUUUGCAUGUUUUUGUUUUUUUUUUUAAAUGUUUUUUUUUCAUUUGUGGUUUCAGUGGAAAACUGACUUGCGCUUUCUUGCUUAUGGAGGGUCACUUGAAAUUA
Messenger RNA from Eurytemora carolleeae, 1172 nucleotides. RefSeq names its product ectonucleoside triphosphate diphosphohydrolase 8. Gene Ontology annotation, biological process: nucleoside diphosphate catabolic process. Gene Ontology annotation, molecular function: GDP phosphatase activity; UDP phosphatase activity. Lineage: Eukaryota; Metazoa; Arthropoda; Copepoda; Calanoida; Temoridae. The record is from RefSeq and is a predicted model, not a curated record. Gene Ontology annotation, cellular component: plasma membrane.